CGAGUUUAGAGUUGAAACAGAUUUACGAAAAAAUACUAAAUGUAUGGAUCCUUCAGUGUUAAAUAUACGUCUUGGCGGAACUGGCGAGGAGAAAAUUGCCGAUGAAGAAGUGCAAAAAAUAUGCGAUGAAGUUGGCAACCCCCAUGUGGAAGAUAAAGCCGGGCGCACGUUUGACGUUUUCAUUGCUAAAUCGUACAGAUCACAAAGUGUUGCGGGAAGAAAUUACUUCAUCAAGGUGCAUGUAGGUGGAGAUGACUUUAUUCAUCUACGUGUUUAUAAAACCCUGCCCUGUUAUGGAGAAACAUUAACUCUAGACGGCCUGCUGACAUCCAAGGCGCAUCAUGAUGCAAUUGAAUAUUUCGGCCCAAGUCUAUAG
Messenger RNA from Triplophysa rosa, 376 nucleotides. Its product is annotated as cystatin-B-like. Gene Ontology annotation, cellular component: cytosol. The record is from RefSeq and is a predicted model, not a curated record. The transcript is spliced from 3 exons. Lineage: Eukaryota; Metazoa; Chordata; Actinopteri; Cypriniformes; Nemacheilidae. Gene Ontology annotation, molecular function: cysteine-type endopeptidase inhibitor activity. Bases 44 to 376 code for a protein of 110 amino acids.